Messenger RNA from Drosophila busckii, 949 nucleotides. RefSeq names its product methyltransferase-like protein 23. Bases 82 to 828 code for a protein of 248 amino acids. NCBI's taxonomy places the organism in Eukaryota, Metazoa, Arthropoda, Insecta, Diptera, Drosophilidae. Gene Ontology annotation, cellular component: nucleus; cytoplasm. The record is from RefSeq and is a predicted model, not a curated record. The transcript has 2 exons.
GGUUGUAAACAAAGUAGCCAAAUUCUGUAAACGCUUAUUUAUAAAUUAAAAACUUAAUUUUUAUCGUAUGUUUGUGAUAAAAUGCGUUUUCAUAUGAACGGCGGCAGCGAUGAUAAUGAAAUUGUGGCUGCCACAGGCAGCGAAGGCGCAGCGCACAUCCGAAAAUUUGUAUUCAGCUCUAACGAACGAAGCGUCAAUGAGCGUUUAGAAAUCAAAAUACCUGAGAUUCUUCAAGGUGCCUACUCAUUUUAUACUUGGCCAAGUGCUCCAAUUCUUGCUCAUUUCUUGUGGGAGCGUCGUCAAUCGCUUGUGUGCAAGAGAAUACUUGAGCUUGGAGCUGGUACAGCGCUGCCGGGAAUUGUGGCCGCAAAAUGCGGAGCACAGGUAGUACUUAGUGACAGUUGUAUCCUUCCCAAAUCACUGGCACAUAUACGAAAAUCUUGCGUUGCCAAUCAACUACAGCCUGGAGUUGACAUUGAUGUAGUCGGUCUCAGCUGGGGUUUACUUAACAGUGUGUUUCGUCUGCCUCCUUUGGACCUCAUUAUAGCUGCCGACUGCUUUUAUGAUCCUACAGUUUUUGAAGAUAUUAUUGUCACGAUAGCAUUUCUACUAGAACGCAAUCGCGGUGCUAAAUUUAUAUUUACGUAUCAGGAAAGGAGUGCGGACUGGUCAAUAGAAGCAUUACUGAAGAAAUGGAAGUUACACGCAGCCAGCAUCAACAUGGAUGAGAUUGGCAAAGAAUCUGGAAUAGAUUUAUUAGAAUUUAUGGGUGGACACACAAUACAUAUGUUAGAGAUUACGCUUGUCGAUCAACUAGUGCAAACUUGAUAUAGUUAAUACUGAGAAAUGACUAACAAAUUAGCUUAUGAUAAUUAACCAGCGGCUUCUAACUUGUCAGCGACUAUGCUAACAAUGUGACUUAAUACCGCUGUGACUGUAACAAUAAAUC